AUGACUUUCUACACCCACCCUUUUCUCUUCGGCCUCGUAGGACUUACUAUCGCGACAGCGAUUCCCCGUGGAGACUCGAUCACCGCGCUGUCGGCCUCCCAAGUCGCCGCCUUCAAACCUUUCUCGUAUUACGCUGCCACAGCAUACUGCAAACCCGCGACAGUUCUAAAUAAGAGUUGUGGAGUCAAUUGCGAUGCAAACACCGCGUUCCAACCCAUUGCGGCUGGUGGGGAUGGGUCGAAAAUACAGUUUUGGUAUGUUGGCAUCGACCUCAGUCUCAAGACUGUUAUUGUUGGCCACCAAGGCACAGACCCCAGUAAAAUUGCACCCCUGCUGACGGACGCAAAUUUUUUCCUCAAACCUUUAAAUGAGACAUUCUUUCCAGGAUUGAAUUCAGCCAUCAAGAUCCACAAUCAGUUUGGUGACCAACAUUGGAAGACAAUGAGCCAAAUUCUUUCCGCUACGCGCGCUGCUCUGCAAAAGUCGAAUCUUACGCAGGUAACACUUAUUGGGCAUUCAUUGGGCGCGGCACUCGCACUCUUGGACAGUGUGUCCUUGCCGCUGUUUUUGCCUGGCAUCCAAUUUAAAACGAUUGGAUACGGUCUGCCUCGGGUUGGAAAUCAAGCCUUCGCGGAUUAUGUAGAUGCAAACGUCCAACUCAGCCACGUCAACAACAGAGAGGACUUUGUCCCAGUUAUUCCGCUCAGGACUCUUGGUUUUGUUCAACCCCAAGGAGAGAAGCACAUCCAGGAUGAUCUUACUUGGCUUGAUUGCCCAGGAAACGACAACCCCGAUCCUCGUUGCUCAGCGGGUGACGUAUCAAGCGUUUCGGCUGGCAAUCUCUCUAAUCAUGAUGGCCCGUAUGAUGGAGUAGAAAUGGGCGGCGCUACCUGCAAGAAUGUUACUGGAACAGCCGGCGUUGCUACUGCUGCAGCCAGCACUUUUCAUGCAAGAUGCGGGGUGUUGUUCCUUUUGGCGACCGCUUUCAGUUUGCUACAUGACCCCCUUCAAGUUCUAUAG
This is a messenger RNA of Laccaria bicolor S238N-H82, 1020 nucleotides long. RefSeq lists its product as uncharacterized. The coding region runs from base 1 to 1020 and encodes 339 amino acids. Lineage: Eukaryota; Fungi; Basidiomycota; Agaricomycetes; Agaricales; Hydnangiaceae. Gene Ontology annotation, biological process: lipid metabolic process. The record is from RefSeq and is a predicted model, not a curated record. The transcript has 11 exons.